CCAUGCACUUUGCUGGUUAGCAGUACUGACAUAAUGAAUGUGCCAGUAAAAACAUUACAUGUAGUGUGCAAACACCUGUUCUCCCGGUAUGGUUUAAAAAGCGUUGCAACAAGGGGGAAUUGCGUGAUCAUCGCACUAAUGUAUACACCCAAAAAUGAGACGCUGAAGAGGAAGUUCGGAAACCUCCCAGUGCAAUAUAUGAGGCUGGGAGUUGAAAAUGAAACGGAAGUACAGAUGUUGGCAUCGGUGAUGCAUAAAUAUGUUUUUGAUUUAAGUGUUGAUGGGGAUGAGCAAUCCCCCCAAAUUGAAAGUCAUCGAAAAAAUCUCAAGAGACAACCACCACCAUCAUCAUCAUCAUCAUCAUCAUCACAAAAAGGAAUGGUUGCAAUUAAUUUGAAUGAUGUUGAUGAUGAUGAUAAUGAUGAUGAUGAUGAUGCUGAUCGAGAAGAAGAGCAAGACAGUACUAAAAAGAGGAAAGUAGUCACGUUUCCGGAUGACGAUGAUGGCUUUCAAGCUUGUUGUACUCAAAUAGUGGUAAAUGAUGAUGAACAAUGUGAAAUGAAAAAUUUUUUAAAAAAUAGAAAUAGUUAAAAUAAAAAUCAUAAUAAAACAAAUAAAUUUUUUAUUGUAUAAACCGAUUAUAUAAUCCUUUCAUUAGUGCAACUUAAUUGAACUUAAAGUUCAAAAGCAAUACUAUAUAUCAGGUAAAGAUAUUUCGAAAGCAAUGGAAAGUAUUUUUAAAGGAUGCAAUCGUACUAAAAAAUCUUCAAACGGAUCAUGAACAAAGUAUCGGUGUUACAACCGAUAAAAGCGGUUGGCUGGAUGAAACAGAUCAAUUAAAACAGACCUGUUUGAUAGUAGAUAUCUGCUUCGGUUUAAAUGAUCGACUUCUGUUCAAAUUAUACUGAUAAAAAGCGA
Onthophagus taurus is the source of this 918-nucleotide messenger RNA. RefSeq lists its product as uncharacterized. NCBI's taxonomy places the organism in Eukaryota, Metazoa, Arthropoda, Insecta, Coleoptera, Scarabaeidae. The record is from RefSeq and is a predicted model, not a curated record.